AUGUUCACUUUUCAUCUGAAUAAACCCGCCAUCCCCUUUGGCAGCUUAGUUGUCAUUUCUGGCGUGAGCGGCUUCAUCGGGUCUCAUGUCGCGGAUCAAACGCUUGCUGCAGGCUACAGAGUUCGCGGGACCACCAGAAACUUACAGAAAAGCGCGUGGGUAGAGAAGCAUUUCAAGGAGAAAUAUGGCACAGACAGCUUUGAGCUCGCCUGCGUACCAGACAUGGCUGUGGAAGCUGCCUUUGAUGAUGUGGUUAUCGGCGCCGCCGGUUUCAUCCACGUUGCAAACGACAUGACCGGUUCCACGGAUCCGAAGAUCGCAAUACCCAAAGCCGUCGACGGUGCAAUCAACGCACUGAAAGCAUCGGCGAAAGAGCCUAAUAUGAAGCGGUUCGUAUACACGUCGUCUUCAUUCGCAGCAGCUUUACCGAGGCCGAACGAGAAGUUCACCGUAAAGGCGGAUACAUUCUAUGAAGAGGCUGUCAAAGGCGCCUGGGGGCCCAGUCCUCAUCGACAUACUGUGUACUCUGCCAGCAAAAUUGCAGCUGAGCGCGCAAUCUCCGCAUGGGUCGGCAACAACAAGCCAUCAAUAGUUGUGAACUUUGGUACGCUUUCUCCAGAUGCUGUCACCGAUGAUUUGCUGACGUGGCAUCCAGUCCUUCCCAAUGCCAACAUAGGUCCAGUGAUCAGCCCAUCCAACCAGGGAUAUCCGACAUCAGCGGGCUGGGUCAAGACGCUUUGGGACGGCGACUCACCCAAAAAUGCCCCGCCUCAACACUACAUCAAUGUACAAGAUGAUGCAAAGCUGCAUGUCAUUGCCUUGACACAUCCAGCGGUGCAGCGCGAACGUAUCUUUGCGGUGGCCGGGCCUGUUAGUCUCAAUGAUAUAAUCAGUAUUCUCCGCAAACUAUAUCCAGAGAGGCAAUGGGAGAACUUACCUGAUGAGGGGAAGGACUUGAGUACUUUUGAACCGAUCCGGAGGGCUGAAGACCUUUUGCUGGAAGCGUAUGGAACUGGUUUCGUGAGUCUUGAAGAGAGUGUCAAGGGAAAUGCCGUAGAUUUGGUGUCUUGA
Messenger RNA from Clonostachys byssicola, 1071 nucleotides. NCBI's taxonomy places the organism in Eukaryota, Fungi, Ascomycota, Sordariomycetes, Hypocreales, Bionectriaceae. The record is from the annotation of a GenBank genome assembly.